Messenger RNA from Meloidogyne enterolobii, 1119 nucleotides. The record is from the annotation of a GenBank genome assembly. Lineage: Eukaryota; Metazoa; Nematoda; Chromadorea; Rhabditida; Meloidogynidae.
UUAUUAUUAACGGAAAAGGUAUAACUCUGACAAUAUACUUUCCGGAAGCAUAUAAUAGACUGUAUAUAUUCCGGAAUUAUAUCCUUCCGGAAAAUUAUAACAAUUUUUUCCUUAAGAAUACUACACACAAACAAUUUCAAUUCUGAAGAGGAAAGGAUCAAGUGGCGAACAAAUGUUCAUUCCACCUUUGUUUUAGCUGUAGAACGGCUUCUACAAAUUUCUAGCACUUUAAUUGAUAGAUGGGAUUUAACAGAGACUGAGGCAUUUUUUGAAAAAAUUUUCAAAUUUUUUUAAAUUUUUUUGAAGAUGGCUAUCGAUGACUUAAGCCAUUGUUUAACUUAUUCAGAGCCUUUUCAACUCCCAAAAUUUAUUUUUGCCCUAAAACAAUUUUGGACAGAUCCAGCAUUACACAGACAAGUGUUACCUAAACUUGGACAGUUUCAUAUGCAAGAAUCUUUGCCACAUUUCUUCAACUCCAUAGACAGAAUAAGUCAAUCUAAUUAUGUCCCUACUAUUCAGGAUAUUCUUUUAUUAAGAGUUCCAACUAGUGGAAUUGUUGAGGUCCAAUUCAAUGUAAAUCGGUUUCCUUUUCGAGUAUUUGAUGUUGGAGGACAAAGAAAUGAACGUCGAAAAUGGAUUCAUUGUUUUGAUAACGUUCAAGCUAUUAUAUUUGUUGCUGCAGUUAGUGAAUUUGAUCAAACACUCGAAGAGGAUGAAAAUACAGUAAAAACCCCCUCCAAAAAUUUCAAAAUUUUUUUAAAGAAUCGCCUAAUCGAAUCCUUACAUUUAUUUAAAUCAAUUUGUAUGGCCAAAUGGUUUAUUAACACUGGGAUGAUUUUAUUUCUCAACAAAACUGAUUUAUUUGAACAAAAAAUUGCUGGGAAGAAAAGUAUAAAACAGCUAUUCCCAAGCUAUAGUGGUUGGAAAUUAAAAAUUUUAAACUCAAGACGGGAUAAAUUUUUAAAAAUUCUUUUGGUACAUUCGAUAGAGAAUAAAAUUUUCUACAAGAUAAAAAAGGAAUUGAAUCUCCAAAUAAAUUUUAAAAAUAAUUAUGGCCAAAAAACUAUCAAAAAUACCCAAAAAUGUCAGUUUUUCGACUACAACUUCUUCAUGUAUUAA